GGCUUAAAAAUAACCAACCGGAUGACAUUUAAAGUCACGUACCGCACGACUUUCUAUGCACGUGAGGGAGAAAUGAUAUAAACAUGAAUAUUUUUGUCACUGGUCGGUCAAGAUGGGAGAGAGCAACAUCGUGUAUGUGAUGAAGUUCAUACUGCUGAGUUUGAGCUUCUUGUGUUUACUGUUUACAGUUCUGCUUGACGCUCAGAAACACAACAAAAGUGGGGCGUUACACCCAUGUUUUUGUGAGCUUAACGGCCAGGUGGAUGAUUGCAACUGUAAGGUGGAAUCUGUCGCCUCCUUCAAUAAUCUCAAAGUCUAUGAUAGGCUACAGAACCUCCUGACCAGAAACUACUUCAAGUUUUUCAAGGUGAACCUUGACAAGAAAUGUCCCUUUUGGCCUGACGAUGGCACCUGUGCUUUGGAGAGUUGUGCUGUCUGCCCGUGCACAGAUGAGCAAGUGCCUUGUGGACUAAAAGAUGAACCAGGAAUACCUCACGGAAAAGAAAAGUACUUGAAGGAGUCCAAAGCAGGUGGGGAUGCCGAUGGGUCAUGUGACUCACGGAGUGACGAGGAAAUCCGUCUGAGUGCCCUGGACACCACCAUCAGCGAAGAGAGUGAGGCAGCCUUCAAGACGUGGACUGAGCACGACGAUAUGGCAGUAGACUUCUGUGAAGUUGAUGAUGAGCAGUCGCUUGGUAUGAAGUACGUUGACCUGACCAUCAACCCAGAGAGGUAUACGGGCUACAAAGGCCAAUCAGCAUGGAGGAUAUGGAACAGUAUUUACAAUGAGAACUGCUUCAAACCCAAUGAGCCAGCCAACUCUGAGGGAUACCAAACAUUGCUCACAGACAAGUCUGUCCGAGUUGCGUUGCAUACGCUGACGGGAGGAUGCAAAAAAAUGUGCCUUGAGAAAAGAGUGUUCUACCGUCUGAUAUCCGGACUUCACAGUAGUAUCAAUGUCCAUCUGUGUGCUAAAUAUUUAUUAUCAGGUGGAAUCUUUGGAGUAGAGACGUGGGGGCCCAACGUGGAUGAGUUCAAGCAAAGGUUUGAUCCUCAGACCACGGACGGAGAGGGCCCCGUGCGACUGAAGAAUCUGUAUUUUACUUACCUAGUGGUGCUGCGAGCCAUUGCCAAGGCCGCACCGCUGCUUGAAGCAGAACUUUUUUAUACAGGUGAAGCCAAAGAAGAUGAACAGAUUCAAGACGAUGUGGAAGAUCUCCUUCAAACUAUAAAACAAUUCCCCAACCACUUUAAUGAGAGUACCAUGUUCCAGGGUGACAAACUGCAGGCAAAGAGACUUAAGGAAGAAUUUCGAAACCAUUUCCUGAAUAUCUCCCGAAUCAUGGACUGUGUUGGAUGCGACAAGUGUAAACUUUGGGGCAAACUCCAGAUACAAGGAUUGGGGACAGCUCUAAAAAUCCUCUUUUCAAGUCCGGAUAGUCUCAAGUUACGUCGUCGGGAAAUUAUAGCCCUUUUCAAUGGAUUUGGCAGGCUGUCAAGCAGCGUUCACGAGGUUAGAGAAUUUCAGAUAUUACUGGGCGGAGGCACCUCAGGAAAUGCCAAGAUGGCUUCUUCAAAGUCGCCUUUCCUCUGAUGCAAACUCAGUGGAACUGUUCCAUCGUCUCCAGGGAAGUACCUAUGGGACCUCACCAUUGCAAAUCUACUCGUCUAUGAUCCCAAAUUCUCAUGAUUCUUUGUUCUGAGGGUGCCUCCUGUAAGAUGUCCGUGAUGUUGGUAAUUCCACUGUGUCUUUUUCAAACCUGAAACAUUCCCGUAGCAAACUUUGAUAUAUUUAAAAGACGUAUCAGCAGUGCAGGGUUCCAGCUUGCAAACUUUAAAAGUAGCCACUGUUCCUUCAGAAUUCACAUUUUUGGAACCACUUAUUAUUUUUGUUAUUGAGGGAAAGUGGCGAAUGAUGUCCAGAACUCUGUGGUAGUGAUUCAUAACUAUCGCAGAGCUUUCUGUCGAUCAAGUAGCCACUUUUCAACUUAGCUAUUGCCAUGCUGCCUCACUGCUGUUAUUUGUCUCUUUCCGUUCGUGCGUUAUCUCACAUUAAUGCAAAUGCAGUAGGAGUCCUCCAAGCACACUCACUGAUAUUCAUAAGGACAAUUCCAUCCUAGAUCACAUGUAUCCAAAACUUCUCAGUCCAUACUCAUGUGGAAAAAGAAGUGUUUGUUCAUCAACCAUUUUACCAUAGUGGGCUGCAUAAAGUGGUCUCUCUAUCGUACACGCUAUGCACUGUAUUGUACCUUGCCCUGCCAAAGGAAAUCCUUUUUGAAGUCUAAUGUGCCAUGCACAACAGAUUCCACUUACUAAGUUCUGUCAAGAACACCAUAAUGUAUUUUCAUUAAUUCUAUUGUAUUUAGUUUUCAGUGUUUUGUCGUGGUGGGCAGUGAGUUGCUCAGUACCGCAUCCAUAUCAAGGAAUAAUUGGAAUUGGAAUUGUGAUUGAAUCCCACAAAAAAGCCUUUCAGGCAAGUUCUUUGGUAAUUUUGUUUAGUUUAGAAAAACCAAACAGAGCUCUUUGUUUGAGGUGUCACUCAGUUUAGCACCUAGAUGACAGUGGACGUUAUCUGGAUGAAAAGGGACUUUACCGGGUUGAAGCUGUUAAGGGCUCAUAUUUAUUUAAAUUAUGUGAUAUUCUGUUGAAGGCCUGUAACUCAAAAGUAGUUGUUGUGUCUUGAACCUCGUUUUGUUUGGGCAGAUCAUAAUCUUAAAUCUUUCAUUCUUUCUGCUUGUCUGAAAAUCUGUGAAAUUUCAGCGAAUCUUUUUAUACCUCCAGAGUCAUUUUGUGUUAAGCAAAUUUUUUGUGCAAUUUACAGCCAGCCAAUUGUUUUGUAUACACUUCAGUUUUUCCUUUUUAAACCCCAUUGGUUAGCACCAAGGUUAUGUACCUUUCUGUGGUAACAUGAUUUGGAUGUUUUUUUAGUUGAUUGUAAAGCUCAGGUGAAAUUCUCUCACUUGUACUGGUGUACAGACAGGGCAUUCAUUCAUUUGUUGACUGUGUUAUUUGCUUAGUAGCCUGGUUUGGUUUCUCUAAACCUUCUGUUCGCUGAUGUAUAAUUAAAAAUGAAGUAUAGUAUUACAAGCAGUGGUUGAAACGGGCCUCUACAAUCUGGGGAAGUCUUGCCCAUAUUUGUCACUGUUCUUCUCUUCUUUCAGGUGCGAUUGGCAUGUGUUGUUAAUGUUUGUUUUUAUCGGGUACAUUUUAUUUUUUGCAGAGCCACUCUCUUUUUAUUGUCCGUCGAAAGAGGGUAAGAUGAAGAUAGGUCUGCUCAUAACGGUCUCCUUUUGAAGUUGGUUAGGGACAGGUUGGCAAUGUAUGAUGUCGGAGUAGACUAUCAUUGAACCAAGGAUUGACCUUAUGCUUUGUAAAAGAGAGUAUUUUGUGUAUAUUUUCUAUACAAGUAUUGAACUGGUUCUUCAUUCUCUUAUUGGUGAUGAACCGUAUUGAUACUUUAUGUGGUUACUUGCGUGGUGUUGAUUGCACGAUGUUUCAUACAGCUGUAGUCCUUAAGUUUUGAAGUCAUUUCACUUUAACCCUAAAAGAGCCUGAUAAGGGGCAGAAUUGGUCCCCUCCCCGCUGUUGUCAAUGAUUUCAUUUUGUUUUCUUUUCCUGCUGAACCUUUGCAGUUUCUGUGUGUCUUAUGACCAUUUUAAAACCAAUUUAUUGAUAAAUAGGACAAUCCAGAUACCUGUUUUCUGAGACAGGUUACGCUCAAGGUGUUAACUUUUCCCACUGAUGUGCUUUUACGUGUAUCCCAGCUGCCUAACACAUGGGCCAUUUUAACAUAUGCAGUUGCUUAUGUCGGAAGUGAUUACACCACCUCUCCAGCUGUGAGAUAGUCCGGGAAAAAAAAGGGCUCAUUUAGGGUUAAUAUGCAAAUGAAUUUACAUGCAUGUUAUGUUUGUACCAGCUGCUUGAAUUUUGAAUUUCAGAAUACAAAAACCUUAACUUUUUUUCCAUCUGUAGUAGCUUCGGAGAAUUGUAUGGAAAAUACUGUCAUCAAUAAAAAAAUGAAAUCAGUAUCGAAACAUGUUCGAAACACAA
Molecule: messenger RNA, 4050 nt
Organism: Acanthaster planci (crown-of-thorns starfish)
Lineage: Eukaryota; Metazoa; Echinodermata; Asteroidea; Valvatida; Acanthasteridae
Product: ERO1-like protein beta
Biological process (GO): protein folding in endoplasmic reticulum
Cellular component (GO): endoplasmic reticulum; endoplasmic reticulum membrane
Molecular function (GO): protein-disulfide reductase activity; FAD binding; thiol oxidase activity
Source: RefSeq, a predicted model, not a curated record